Spodoptera littoralis (African cotton leafworm) is the source of this 915-nucleotide messenger RNA. The record is from the annotation of a GenBank genome assembly. Lineage: Eukaryota; Metazoa; Arthropoda; Insecta; Lepidoptera; Noctuidae.
AUGGAGAUCUCAUCUCGUAGAUCAGUCGUUGAAACCAAAGCUGCAACCAUGAUCAGGAAACUAGCCCUUCUUUGCCUCAUGGCACCAGUCUUCCUUGAUGCAGCCCGUCAGGUUGGCUUCAGAUAUAAAUUUGAACUCUCCAUAUUUGGAUUUGGAACUUCAAAUUUCAUCGACGGCCUACGCAGUAACACCAGUGCCUUAGCCAAGGGCUGGGUGAAUGUGGAGAGACCCUACAGUCCUGACGGAUAUGAAGCCCUGCAGCUGUGGUGCCCCGCAGACGACUACGUGAUCUGUAUUCUUACUGACGAAACUGGAUACACUGCUGGUUUGCAGAUCUCGAUUCCAUCUAACAAAUUCACCCCUGCAUUGGAUAUGGCGGUACUUGGUUUCCAAAACUGGUCGGCCGACGUUGAUGGAGAGACCAUCGAGUACUACACCAAGGCGCAAUACUUCGUGUCUGCUGAUGCUGCCACCCGUAUCGCUUACGCAAACCCUGAUAAGGCACUGAUCAGGAAUGACUACGUCGCGGUAGAAGGUUUCAAUGGUGAGCUGGUGAAGAUUGCCGCGUCUCUCAGCAACCUAGACAGCAUCUUCACUAAACAAGCCUGCAUCCCUUGGAUGGGUCUCCACUACUACUACGACAUGAGCAGUUCCCUUGAAUGCAGUGCCUCCACCAUUCUGACUUGGUUCCCCUUGUACGAGAAUGAUGCGCUUGUUGGUAUGGGUUUCCUGGUUCCUGGUACUUUGACAGUAGCUUCAGGAGAAGUGGACCACUUUGAACACCCGAAGAAAAGUGAUGUUGAGAUGAUCGUGAACUCUGGUCCUCAGUGCUUGUACGACAUCGUAGGCAACAGCAGUGUCAUCACCUUGCAUUCAUACUUCAUCGAAACUCCUCGUCAACUACUUUGUCUGUAA